Messenger RNA from Eruca vesicaria subsp. sativa (arugula), 1059 nucleotides. The record is from the annotation of a GenBank genome assembly. NCBI's taxonomy places the organism in Eukaryota, Viridiplantae, Streptophyta, Magnoliopsida, Brassicales, Brassicaceae.
AAUCAAAAGACAGAAAGCUAUGAUCUCAUUAUUCUGAGAGAUAUAUAUUGGAUAUGAGUGGGAUCAAAAUCUAAUCACUGUUACAUUAUGGCGGGAGCAAACGAGAGAAGUAGAGAGAUUGGUAGAUGCAACAGCUGUGUGUUCCCAAGAGAUCUGCUCCAGAGAUUCAUCUCUAACUCAGCUCCUGAAGAUGUUGAAGAAGAAGAUGAGGAGAUAGAGUUGAAUCUUGGUUUAUCUCUCGGCGGGAGAUUCGGAGUUGACAAGAGCAGUAAGCUCGUGAGAUCUUCCUCCUCUGUCGUGGCGAAGAUGCCUCUUUCCCGGGAGCAGAGUCAUCAUCAGCCUGUGGAGACUUUGGUAGGUUUGACGAGAACGACGUCGUUGCCGAUGGAGACGGAGGAAGAGUGGAGGAAGAGGAAGGAGAUGCAGACUUUGAGGAGAAUGGCGGCUAAGAGAAGGAGAAGUGAGAAGCUUAGAGGUGGAAGCAGCAUCAAACCAACCGAAGCUGUUAGUAAUCCGGGAGAAGGUUCGAGGAAGAGAGGUAGACCGUUGUCUUCGGGGCUGCCACGGUGGUCAGGGAAGGUUAACAAAGGUGGAGGGCUUUUGAGACAACAUAGUGUUGGUCAUGAUUCACUUCAAGUCUCUGUUGAGUCUGGAGGAGGCACUGGUGGAGGAAGUUUUUCAAGUGUUUCCGAGUUUGAAACCAAAUCCCAUCAAGCAUCUAGCGAAGAAGCAAGAAGCCUACCAUUGCCACAACAACAACAGGAAGCAAUGGCAAAGCCGAAUAAUGGUCUAAGAAGAUUGAGUUCAGUGGACAUGAAGCCACCACAAGGAAAAGGGAGAAACGAGAUGCCAAGUGUGUUCACCAAAGGACCUAACGGGAAGAGAGUUGAUGGGAUUCUUUAUCGAUACGGUAAUGGAGAAGAAGUGAAGAUCAUGUGUAUCUGCCAUGGUGAAUUCAUGUCUCCUGCUGAUUUCGUUAAACAUGCUGGUGGUCCUCAUGUUGAGCAUCCUCUUAGGCACAUUGUUGUCAACACCUCUUCUCCUUCUAAUCUCUUUUAG